Molecule: messenger RNA, 2958 nt
Organism: Penicillium manginii
Lineage: Eukaryota; Fungi; Ascomycota; Eurotiomycetes; Eurotiales; Aspergillaceae
Exons: 6
Coding region: 1-2958 (985 amino acids)
Biological process (GO): vesicle-mediated transport; autophagy; endosomal vesicle fusion
Cellular component (GO): cytoplasm; fungal-type vacuole membrane
Source: RefSeq, a predicted model, not a curated record
AUGCAAAUCUCUACGCGCGGCGCGAUGUUAUCCGCCUUCACCGCGCGAGCCCUGGUGGACCUCAAACCCCGCGAUCGCUCCCGAAUAGACUCCGUCCUCGCCUACGGAGACAGAAUCCUCGCCGGCCUAAACAACGGCACUCUCCGCAUCUAUCGCGUCACCGAUACCCUGAGCGAGGAAGCUCACGACAGGAAUGACAAUGACCACAACAAUGACAAUGACGAUGGCGGCGAUGGUGGUGGUGGUGGCAGCAAGACCGAACUCCUGCGCGAACUGGACAAAUUCGCCCGCUACAAGAUCGAACAACUCGCCCUGGUGAAAGAAGCGAAGGUCCUGGUCAGUCUGAGCGGGGGUGUCGUCAGUCUGCACGAUUCGCAGGAUUAUGGGCUCUUGCAAACGUUGGCCCAGGCGAAGGGUGCUUCUGUUUUUGCCAUUACGUCGAAUGUUGUGAAUGAUCCUGAUACGAAUGUUCCGGCCAUUGUGUCGAGAUUGGUCGUUGCUGUUAAAAGGAGGAUUCUUAUGUGGGUUUGGAGAGAUAUGGAGCUUGAAGAUGAGGGCCCCGUUAGUGAGUUGAGUCUUCCUGCUGCUGUUAAGACGUUGGAGUGGGUGUCUGCGACGAAGAUUGUUGUCGGUCUUUCGUCCGGUUUUGUUAUGGUUGAUGUUGUUUCCGCUGUUGUGGAGGAGUUAUCUGGGGGGUCCGGGGAGUAUGGAGGAGUCUUCUUCUGCUGCUGGGAGGUUUACCGGCGUUGGUGCGGCGAGUAUGAGUUACAUUGGGAUGGGUGGGAUGGUGCCGAGGCCGUUGGCGACGAGGUUGAGGGAGGGCCAGAUUCUCCUGGCGAAGGAUAUCAAUACGCAUUUUAUCGAUUUGCAGGGCCACUCGCUUGGGAGGAGGCAGAUUACUUGGUCGCAUGCGCCGGUGGAAGUCGGGGGGUGCUGGAGGUGCGGAAUCCCGAGACUCUUUCGUUGCUGCAGUCUAUUCCGUUGCCGGCUGCGAGUAUUUUGCAUAUUCCGCAGCCGAAUAUUAGUCUUGCGCAUGCGGGGAAGGGAUUUCUUGUUGCGAGUGAUCGCACUAUUUGGCGCAUGGAGGCUUUGAGUUAUGAUACGCAGAUUGAUGCGCUGGUUGAAAAGGGUUAUCUUGAUGAGGCUAUCAGUCUCCUUGGUAUGCUUGAGGAUGCUCUGGUCAAGGAUAAGGCUAGCCGACUUCGCUCGGCGCAGUUGGAGAAGGCUCAGAGUCUCUUUGCUUUGCACAAGUUCCGUCAUUCUUUGGAUCUGUUUACUGAAGUUUCUGCUCCGCCCGAGACUGUUAUUCGCCUCUAUCCGAAGCUCAUUGCUGGUGAGCUCUCGGCAGUUCCGGUUCAGGAUCCCGAAGAAGCUGCCGCCAACGUCAAUGCCAAUGAGUCGGAUACAAAACCCAGCGGUUCGGAUGGUUCGUCUGAGCCUCCAGUUGGACAGUCCAUGUAUGCAACCUCGGUGCUGUCUCUACUUCGCAGGACCGAAGAAGGCAGCGAUACGAGCAGCGUUCGGGGUGAAGACAAGGAUAAAGAGAAGGACAAGGACAAGGAGCUUAAGAUGGCUGUUCGAGAGCUGCAAGGAUAUUUGGCAGAUGUUCGACGACGUUUCCAGCGUUUCCUCGGACCCGAUGGAACCCUCAAGCUCCCUGUCCCUACAGCUAGUACGGAUGAAGCCAGCGCUUCUGUUCUGAAAUUACUCGACUUUCCCUCGGAAGAUGAGUUUCUGGAUACCAUCCGUGACAAGGCUCGACUGGUCGACACCACGCUUUUCCGCGCUCAUAUGUACGCUACACCAUCGCUUGCAGGAUCUCUCUUCCGAAUUGCCAAUUUCUGCGACCCAGAGGUCGUGAUGGAGCGAUUGGAAGAAACGGGUCGAUACAACGACCUCAUUGACUUUCUCUACGGGAAGAAGCUGCAUCGACAAGCUCUGGAGUUGCUUCAUCGAUUUGGGCAGGAAGAAUCGGGUCUGCUCAGCGAUCAAAUAGACCUGAUCCUUGAGUUUGCAGAUUGGCCUGUUCGCACCCAGCCCGAACUGGGGAUGGAAAUUUUCCUCGCUGAAACUGAGAAUGCUGAGACGCUGUCUCGCCCGCGUGUACUCUCGUUCCUCGAGGGUAUUGAUGCGAAGCUUGCCAUUCGGUAUCUCGAGCAUGUCAUUCAGGAAUGGAAUGACCUGACACCGGACCUGCAUCAGCGCCUGGUGGUCUUGUACCUGGAUCAGAUUACUGCGCACAAGGACAGCGAUGCGGACACAGACACAGCCACGGAGUAUAGUUCCAAGUUCCUGGCCAUGCUCAAAGACAGCGAGCAGUAUUCUCCCGCAAAGACCCUGGACCGACUUGACCGCGACGACCCCAAUUUCUACGAGGCCCGAGCUAUUCUAUUCAGCAAGAUGGGGCAGCAUCGCCAGGUACUGGAGAUCUACGUGUUCAAGCUGGAAGAUCACGAAAAGGCAGAAGAAUACUGCAACCACGUCCACCUCUCAGAAGAACAAGACCAAGAAGACACCAUCUACCUCACCCUCUUAUCCCUCUAUCUCACACCACCCCACAACCAGAAAAUCCAGAAUGGGCCCGCCCUCGCCAUCCUCGCCAAACACGGUUCCAGACUCCCGGCCGACGCCGCACUAGGUCUGAUCCCAGCCGAGCUGGAAGUGCGCGAACUAGAAUUCUACUUCAAGGGCCGCAUGCGCGCGGCCAAUUCGGUCUUCAAUGAAGCUCGCAUUGUGACUCAGCUUCGGAAGGCGCGGGAUCUUCAGAUCCAGGCCCAGCUUGCUCUUGGCGAUGGGGUUAUCAGCGGUGGGACACGCGCUCGACAUGUCACGGUCACGGAGGAACGCAUUUGUGGGGUUUGUCAUAAGCGGUUGGGUGGGAGUGUGAUUAAUGUUUUUCCUGACAACUCCGUCGUGCACCUUGGCUGUGCGAAUCGAGUUUCCAGUGUUCGGGGGUAG